AUGGCUCACCAUGUCACAGUUCUUUGGGUAGUUUUGCAUCUUCUUUGCCAGAGUUAUGUAGUAGCUGAAGAUGGGAAAUAAGAUCCAGUAAGCUGCCGCACGGCGCCCACGGACCUGGUGUUCAUCCUGGACGGCUCGUACAGCGUGGGGCCCGAGAACUUCGAGGCGGUGAAGCGGUGGCUGGUGAGCCUCACGCGCCACUUGGGUGGGCCGCGGUUCACGCGGGUGGGGCUGGUGCAGUACAGCGACGCGCCGGUGCUGGAGCUGCCGCUGGGCCGCGAGCACCCGGGCCGGCGCCUGGCCGCCGCCCUGCGCGCCGUGCGCUUCCGCGGCGGCAACACGCGCACCGGCCGCGCCCUCCGCUUCGCCCUGGACCACCUGCGCGCCGGGGCCGCCCGCGCCCGCGCCCGCGCCCGCGCCCGCGUGGCCGUGGUGCUGACCGACGGCAAGUCGCAGGACGCCGUGCGCGAGGCGGCGCGCGCGGCCCGGGACGGCGGCGUCACGCUGUUCGCCAUCGGCGAGGGCGCCGAGGCCGAGGACGCGGAGCUGAGAGCCAUCGCCAACGAGCCCGCCUCCGCCUACGUGCUCCACGUGGAGGACUACACGGCCAUCUCCAAGAUCCGAGAGGUGAUGAAGCAGAAGCUGUGCGAGGAAUCUGUCUGUCCCUCACGGAUCCCAGUGGCAGCUCGUGAUGAAAAAGGAUUUGAUAUUCUUCUAGGGCUAGGCAUAAAGAAAAAAGUUAAGAAACGAAUUCAACUGUCGCCGACAAAGCUGAAAGGCUAUGAAGUGACAGCGAAGGUGGAUUUGUCGGAGUCUACGAGCAACGUCUUCCCGGAAGGUCUUCCUCCGUCCUACGUGUUUGUCUCCACCCAGAGAUUUAAAGUCAGGAAAACGUGGGAUUUGUGGAGGAUAUUAACUGCAGACGGAAGGCCACAGAUAGCGGUUACUUUAAACGGGGUGGAAAAGACCUUGUCAUUUACAACCACCAGCACGGUGAACGGCUCCCAAGUCGCCGCCUUCAUGGACCCUCGAGUGAAGACGCUGUUUGAUGAGGGCUGGCAUCAGAUCCGCCUCCUCGUCACCGAGCGGGACGUGUCCCUGUUCCUCGACGACCGGCACGUGGACAGCAAGCCUCUGCAUCCCGCCCUCGGCAUCUUCACCAGCGGGCAGACCCAGAUCGGGAAGUACUCGGGGAAGGAAGAAACGGUGCAGUUUGAUGUCCAAAAGUUACGAAUCUAUUGUGAUCCUGAACAGAACAACCGGGAGACAGCAUGCGAGAUUCCUGGAUUUAAUGGAGAGUGCCCUAAUGGUCCCAGUGAUGUCGGCUCAACCUCUGCCCCCUGUGUCUGUCCUCCCGGAAAGCCAGGAUCACAAGGCCCCAAAGGUGAUCCUGGAGUGCCUGGGAAGCCUGGGUAUCCUGGACAGCCUGGUCAAGAUGGUAAGCCUGGCUCUCCGGGCGUCUCCGGGCCGCCGGGCGUGCCGGGGCCUCCGGGAAUCCGGGGCGCCCGAGGACCGCCGGGUUACACAGGAGAGCCGGGGAGGGAUGGCCCAAAGGGUGAUCGUGGACUUUCUGGUUUCUCUGGGCUCCAUGGCCUGCCAGGACUAAAGGGUGAAAUGGGCCCCCGAGGGGACCAGGGGGUGCCUGGAGUUGACGAAAGAAGGGAAGGUGCCAAGGGCGACAAGGGCAGCGUGGGAUCUCCUGGCCUUCCCGGACGGGCUGGCGAAGCGGGAAGCGACGGGAAGGACGGGCUCGUGGGCGGCCCUGGAGUCAAGGGAGAGCCAGGGUCCCCCGGCCCCCCGGGACAGGACGGCCCGCGUGGAGAGCCGGGAAUCCCGGGAUAUCCUGGAAACCAGGGAUUAAUGGGCCUCAAGGGAGACCUUGGGCCCCCAGGACCUCCAGGGAGAGCAGGAGCCCCCGGAAUUCCAGGCCUGAUGGGGAGCGGUGGCUCGCCAGGCCAGCCCGGCGCCCCAGGACCGAAGGGGAGCCAAGGGGAGCCUGGACCUCCAGGGAAGGCCGGCGCUUCCGGACUCAAGGGAGAGUCGGGAACCAGAGGUCCAGCGGGCGAGCCGGGCUACGCAGGACUGCCGGGAAUUCAAGGCACGAAGGGGGACAAAGGAAGUCAAGGUGAAAGAGGUAUUCAGGGCCGGAAGGGAGAGGCCGGACAGCCAGGGAGCCCAGGACAACAGGGAAUCCCAGGUCACCAUGGCGCGAAAGGAGAGAGAGGUGACAAGGGGGAGCCUGGUGUCAGAGGUGCUGCUGGACCCAGAGGACAACCUGGGGCACAUGGCCUGAGGGGGCCCGAGGGCCCCAAGGGGCAGGCAGGGGACUCGGGCCCUCGGGGUCUGCCCGGCGUGGAUGGAAAGCCGGGCAGGGAACUUUCAGAGCAGUUUAUCCGGCAAGUCUGCACGGAUGUGUUAAGAGCCCAGCUACCAGUCUUACUGCGGAGUGGAGGGGCUCCGAACUGUGACCAGUGCCAGCCCCAGCGGGGCUCCCCCGGCAGCCCCGGGCCGCCCGGCCCCUCCGGCCCCGAAGGCCCCCGUGGGCUUCCCGGCCUGCCAGGGCGCGAAGGGGUCCCUGGAUUCAUGGGCACCCCUGGCCGCCCAGGACCUAGAGGACCAAAAGGCCUGCCGGGGAAAAGCGGAGCCAAGGGGAGCCUCGGGUUUGGACACCCUGGAGAACCAGGCCUUCCGGGGCUCCCAGGUCCCGAGGGCCCCCCGGGGGCGAGCCGAGAGGGACCCCCAGGAGCGCCGGGGGCCCCCGGCAGGGCCGGCGCCCCGGGGCAGGCCGGCGUCCCGGGGCAGCCCGGCGUCCCCGGGGUGUGCGACCCCGCCCUGUGCUUCCGCGUGACCGUGGGGACAGACCCGUUCCGAAAAGGACCCAACUACUAG
Messenger RNA from Perognathus longimembris pacificus (Pacific pocket mouse), 2889 nucleotides. It is a transcript of the gene Col21a1, whose product is annotated as collagen type XXI alpha 1 chain. Lineage: Eukaryota; Metazoa; Chordata; Mammalia; Rodentia; Heteromyidae. The record is from RefSeq and is a predicted model, not a curated record.